GUAAUUACACCGAGCGGUUACCCCUGUCGUCUUUGGGGAGGCGCGACGCGGCAUGAGCGCCUGGAUUCGUACUUUGUACAUACAGUCAGUACAUCUGCAGGGACAAACCGAGUAGAACGCCGAAAGUGGUUGCUCUCUUCGUUGUUCGGUUCUUUUCUUGGACGCACCCUCUGCUUUUAGGAUACCCGAGAUCGCGGCAUUGUUGACGAUCGGCGACGACGAAAGAAUCGGCAUUCGAUCACAGACUCCUACGACCGGCGCUCAAAGACUACGAUUGUUCGGGCAAGGUCUUCGCCAUCCGUUCAACAUCACCGGUUGAGCCCUUAGAUGGGCCUCGAGACUUGGCAGUAUGCAGCACCGCCGGGAUGAGAUCCUCGCAAAAAAGGCAAAGCUCGCAGAGCUCAAGCGCCAGAGAGAACUUCGAGCGAGCCAGGCCACCCGCUCGAGUGUCGCCCCAGGCGAAAUAAUCUCCCCUACCCCAAACCGAGCAGACAACCGACGGGAGAUAGAGACUCUCAUCGACAGCCUUGUUCGUGAGAGCAGACCCGUUUCUGUUUCGACCGGCGCCAACUCUCCCGCACGAUUCGGCAGCAGGCCAAAUAGCGUUCUCAGUGGGGGAGGACUCAGCGAGGACAUUUCUGAAUUUGCAGGCCCCGCGAAUGGGCAGGUGGUCACCUCCCAGCCCCAGGUGCUCUCCACCGUCGCCUUCAAGACGGUUUACGAGUGCCCCCCGUCGCCGAUAAAAGAGGUAUACUCGUACAGCAAAGGGGUCCAGACAUCCGACGAAUGGACGACUCCAAGGAAGUCGCGCGCCUGGUCCGAAUCCGAAGGCGAGGAACCACCGGUCACGGCAUCGCCUAGUAAGCGGCUCAGUAGGAGAGAGCGGGACAGGGAGGAAGAGCUGAGGGAGAACAUACGGAAGGAGAUCGAAGAGGAACUCCGGGCGGCCAAGGACCUUGUGACGGAUGGCGUUCUCAAACCGUCCGCUGCGGCCAACUUUCCGGCCCGGGCACUUAACAGUGAUGAGCUGAAGGCGGUUACGCAGUCGGACGACUUUAUGGACUUCAUCGACAGGUCGACCAAGGUCAUUGAAAAGGCGCUGGACCAAGAAUACGACAUCCUCACCGACUACACCCUGCAGGUGCACGACGUGGACGACGACGACGAGCAGAGCGGCAACACAGGAGGCAAAGGCCGGCGGAAAGUCAAGGAGAUCGCGCAGUUCUACGACGAGCGGUGGUCCAAGAAGCGCAUGGUCAGUUCUAUUGACUUUUCGCCCAAAUUCCCCGAACUCCUUCUUGCAUCCUACACCAAGAAUCCUACCGCGCCCCACGACCCGGAUGGCAUCGUCCAGGUCUGGAACCUCCAUCUGAACGACCGGCCCGAAUUCGUCUUCCACGCGCAAUCCGACAUCCUCACGGCCAAGUUCUCGCCCUUCCACCCGAACCUCAUCAUCGGCGGCGCCUAUAGCGGGCAGGUCCUCCUCUGGGACACGCGCGCGCGGUCUGCGCCCGUGCAGAAGACGCCCCUCACCGGGUCCGGCCACACUCAUCCGGUAUACUGCGUCGACAUUGUCGGUACGCAAAACGCCAACAACAUCAUCUCGUCUUCCACCGACGGCGCCGUCUGCGGUUGGAGCGUCGACAUGCUGGCCCAGCCCCAGGAGGCCAUGACGCUCUCGGCGCCGCCGCCCUCCAAGACCGAGGACCUCGCCCCGACCUGCAUCGGCUUCCCGCAGGCCGACCCCACCUUCUUCCUCGUCGGCUCCGAAGAAGGCACCAUCUACCCCUGCCACCGGUACGACCGCGCCGGCGCCAAGGCCGGCGUGGACACCCGCGUCAGCUACCGCGGCCACGCCGCGCCCGUCAUGUCGGUCUCGUUCCACCCGGCGCGCGGGCCCGUCGAUCUCGGCGACCUGGUGCUGUCGGCGAGCUUGGACUGGAGUGUCAAGCUGUGGAAGGUGCGCGCCCCCGCGGCGACAUCGGCCGUCGGCGGCUCCGCGGUGGGUGCCGGGGCCGGGGCCGGAGGCGUGCUGGGCGCGGGCGGUCUGGGCGGUGCGGGCCUCCUCGAGCCGGCGGUCACGCCGCUGCUGGACUUUGUGCGCGAGGACGUCGUGUACGACGCCGCCUGGUCGCCCGUCAAGCCCGGCGUGUUUGGCCUCGUGGACGGCGCCGGCUGGCUGGAGCUGUGGGACGUCACGGUCGAGACCGAGGAGCCCCUCUCGCGCAUCUCGCCGAGCCCGCGCAAGGACGGGCGCACCAUGCUGAGCAAGAGCCUGAACAAGCUCGCGUGGGAGCCGAGCGAGGGGAAGCGGCUGGCUACGGGCGGCAUUGACGGGGCCGUGACGGUCUUUGAGGUCGGCCCGGAUCUGGGCGGGAAGGAGGCGCUGAAGAAUGAGGAGUGGACGAGCGUCAAGAAGUUGGUGAAUAGGUUGGAGGCGGUGGGUGGUGGGGAGGGUGGCGCUGCGUGAGGGCCAUGUUUUAGGGUGUAGCAGGGCGUAAUGGGAAUGAUC
This is a messenger RNA of Chaetomium fimeti, 2512 nucleotides long. RefSeq names its product WD40-repeat-containing domain protein. NCBI's taxonomy places the organism in Eukaryota, Fungi, Ascomycota, Sordariomycetes, Sordariales, Chaetomiaceae. Gene Ontology annotation, molecular function: dynein heavy chain binding; dynein light chain binding. The coding region runs from base 350 to 2470 and encodes 706 amino acids. The record is from RefSeq and is a predicted model, not a curated record. Gene Ontology annotation, cellular component: cytoplasmic dynein complex. Gene Ontology annotation, biological process: transport along microtubule. The transcript is spliced from 2 exons.